Molecule: messenger RNA, 1407 nt
Organism: Paracoccidioides brasiliensis Pb18
Exons: 8
Coding region: 1-1407 (468 amino acids)
Biological process (GO): protein transport; small GTPase-mediated signal transduction; vesicle-mediated transport
Cellular component (GO): cytoplasm
Molecular function (GO): Rab GDP-dissociation inhibitor activity
Source: RefSeq, a predicted model, not a curated record
AUGGAAGAUAUCUCGCCAGAAUACGAUGUUGUGGUGAUGGGCACCGGUUUGACGGAAUGUGUUCUUUCAGGUGUACUCAGCGUGAAGGGACAGAAGGUCCUCCACAUUGACCGUAACGACCACUACGGCGGAGAGUCCGCUUCCGUCAAUAUAGAAACACUUUUCAAAAAAUUCCGUGAUGUGAAACUGGGUGAGGAACCUUGGAAAAAAUAUGGCCGAGUGAACGACUGGAACGUUGACCUGGUUCCCAAGCUGCUCAUGUCAAAUGGAGAGCUGACCAACAUCCUCGUUUCCACGGAUGUUACCCGAUAUCUCGAGUUUCGACAGAUUGCAGGCAGCUACGUGCAACAGGGUUGCGGAUCCAAAGCCACGGUCGCUAAGGUCCCGUCCGAUGCGGGCGAGGCUCUUCGAUCCUCGUUGAUGGGCCUGUUCGAGAAGCGACGGGCGAAGAAAUUCCUCGAGUGGGUUGGAGAGUUUGACGAGAACAACCCGGCCACCCAUCAAGGCUUGAACAUGGCAACAUGCACUAUGAAAGACGUCUAUGAUAAAUUUGGGCUAGAACCUACCACCAAGGACUUCAUUGGGCAUUCCAUGGCCCUUUAUCAAUCUGACGACUAUAUCACGGAGGCUGGCAAGGCGAAGGAGACAAUUGACAGAAUCCGCCUUUAUGUCAACUCUAUGGCUCGCUAUGGCAAAUCCCCUUACAUCUAUCCACUCUUUGGACUUGGUGAACUUCCCCAAGGCUUCGCCCGUCUAUCUGCCAUCUAUGGUGGAACAUAUAUGCUCAACACCAACGUCGACGAGAUUCUAUACGACGGUGAGAAGGUUUCCGGUAUCAAAGCCACAAUGAAAGACAGGAGUGAGCCCGGAGAAGGCAUGACCUUCACUACAAAAACUAAGAAGAUAAUCGGUGAUCCCACCUACUUCCCUGGAAAAGUCCGGGUUACCGGUUACCUUCUCAAGGCCAUUUGCAUUUUGACGCACCCAAUCGAUAAAACGGAUUCGAACGAUUCUCUACAGCUGAUCAUUCCUCAAUCCCAAGUCGGGCGAAAGCACGAUAUUUACAUUGCGAUGGUGUCUUCUGCCCACAACGUCUGCCCAAAGGGCUACUAUGUCGCCAUCGUCUCCACCAUUGCCGAAAACGAAGUAAACCACCACAUCGAGCUGGGGCCUGGCUUUGAACGCCUUGGAAAAAUCGAAGAAACAUUCAUGGGUCCUCCCAUCCCGCUGUACGAACCUAUUGAGGAUGGCAGCAAGGAUCACAUCUACAUUUCAAAGAGCUACGAUGCCACCAGCCAUUUCGAGACUACAACUGAUGACGUCAAGGAUAUUUACAGGAGAGCGGAGGGACAUGAAUUGGUGGUCGAGGGCUUGAGGGACGGAGCUAAUCUUGUCCAAGAGGAGUAA